Messenger RNA from Puma concolor (puma), 1086 nucleotides. Lineage: Eukaryota; Metazoa; Chordata; Mammalia; Carnivora; Felidae. The record is from RefSeq and is a predicted model, not a curated record.
GAGCUGAGCAAUGUCCCCGUCCCUGUCAUGCUAAUGCCAGAUGACUUCAAAGCAUACAGCAAGAUCAAGGUGGACAAUCAUCUCUUCAAUAAGGAGAACCUUCCCAGCCGUUUUAAGUUUAAGGAGUACUGCCCCAUGGUGUUCCGGAAUCUCCGGGAGAGGUUUGGGAUUGAUGAUCAGGAUUACCAGAAUUCGGUGACGCGCAGCGCCCCUAUCAACAGUGACAGCCAGGGCCGAUGUGGCACACGUUUCCUCACCACCUACGACCGGCGCUUUGUCAUCAAGACUGUGUCAAGUGAGGAUGUGGCUGAGAUGCACAACAUCUUAAAGAAAUACCACCAGUUCAUUGUGGAGUGUCACGGCAACACCCUUUUGCCGCAGUUCCUGGGCAUGUACCGCUUGACCGUGGAUGGCGUGGAGACCUACAUGGUGGUCACCAGGAACGUGUUCAGCCAUCGGCUCACUGUGCACCGCAAGUAUGACCUCAAGGGCUCCACUGUUGCCAGAGAAGCGAGCGACAAGGAGAAGGCCAAGGACUUGCCGACAUUCAAAGACAACGACUUCCUCAAUGAGGGGCAGAAGCUGCAUGUGGGAGAGGAGAGUAAAAAGAACUUCCUGGAAAAACUGAAACGGGACGUGGAGUUCCUGGCCCAGCUGAAGAUCAUGGACUACAGCCUGCUGGUGGGCAUCCACGACGUGGACCGGGCGGAGCAGGAGGAGAUGGAGGUGGAGGAGCGGGCAGAGGACGAGGAGUGCGAGAAUGACGGGCUGGGUGGCAACCUGCUGUGCUCCUACGGCACGCCUCCGGACAGCCCCGGCAACCUCCUCAGCUUCCCCCGCUUCUUUGGUCCUGGGGAGUUCGACCCCUCUGUUGACGUCUAUGCCAUGAAAAGCCAUGAAAGUGCCCCCAAGAAAGAGGUCUAUUUCAUGGCCAUCAUCGACAUCCUCACGCCAUAUGAUGCUAAGAAGAAAGCCGCGCACGCUGCCAAAACAGUGAAGCACGGGGCGGGGGCCGAGAUCUCGACUGUGAACCCUGAGCAGUACUCCAAACGCUUCAACGAGUUCAUGUCCAACAUCCUGACGUAG